ACUCAGAUAAGACGUUACUGUCAAGAGUUUGGCUGCUGACGUUGUUUUCAUGUCUUUGAAGUGCUCGUAUUAUUGUGACGCAGGUUGCUUUCAAGGUCUUAACUGUUUAUGGGCCUUUAAAAUCUAAAACUCAUUUAAGCAAUGUAUCUUAUAGCUUGAUUGUAAGACAGGUGGUUUUAAACAAUACUAGAUUAAACGCUAUAAUCCUCGUUCAGUGGGCCGUGUGUUAUGAAACUAUAAUGAUAGUAUUUAUUUAGAAUCUUUUAAAAGUUAAUGUCAUAUCAUAUGUCAUAUAAAGUAAAUAUUUAUUGUAAAUAUUUAUCAGUCUCUUCACCAGUACAAAACGUUGUUGAUGCACCCCCUUUUAUUCAAGCGUCUCAAUAUAACGGCAUCCAACUAUUCAGAAGCAGAUCAGUUCUUCAGCAGUCACUUUGGUGGCAAUGGUUGAGGUCCAGCUGGAGGGUGAAUAUGAGUAUCCACCGGGCCUGCUGAUCGCCUUCAGUGCCUGCACCACAGUCCUGGUUGCGGUCCACCUCUUCGCCCUCAUGAUCAGCACCUGCAUCCUUCCCAACUUGGAGGCAGUUAGCAACGUACACAACCUCAAUUCAGUGAACGAGUCUCCUCACGAGCGCAUGCAUCGCCAUAUUGAGUUAGCCUGGGCUUUCUCCACCGUGAUCGGCACGCUGCUCUUCCUCACAGAGGUCAUGCUCCUAUGCUGGGUCAAGUUUUUACCUCUCGAAACCAGAGCUGGAAAGAACGUCACCAUCACCUCUGGUGAAGCUGCUGCAAUCGCUUCCACCUGCAUCAUGGUUCCCUUUGGGAUUGUUUUUAUCGUGUUUGCAGUCCACUUCUACCGCACUCUGGUCAGCCACAAAACUGACCGGCAGAUCCGUGAGCUGGAGCAAGUUAUUCGACUCCAGAACCAGUUGGACCACAGGGUUGAGAAUGAAGACCUGAAAGCUGCUGCCCAUUUUGCUUAAUAGAUGCUCUUCUUUCACUGCUUUGGACUCUAGCUUUGCUUUGUUUUCAUGCCAAUGUGCUGUUACACUCAGUGCCAUAUGUUGGAUUUUAAGAUGUUGUCUUGUUUACUAUGCGCACGUGCAUGCAUUUUUGUACACUUUUGAUGGAUGAAACAGGAUUAAGACAAAUUGUACAAUGAAAAGUAGUCAAGGAUUAGACCGCUUCAGUUGUUUUGAGUAAAUAAACAAAAGGUCACUGUAUGGGAUGUAUUUUAAACUGUUGACUGAGCCUCAUGCUACGUUACCCAAAUCUGAAUGCAAAAGUUACAGCUGUAUUUAUCAGUACUGUCCUUCAUUUUCUCAUAGUAUUGGGUGUUUCAGAGAUGAGGCUUAGCUUUUUAUGUGCACUUUUAAGCAAAAAAAAGUACUUUUGAAAGAUAUUUAUUUUAACAUUUAUAUCAUCUUAAUUUACUUCUCUUUUUUAAAAUAAUUUCUCUGUUAAGAGAUGUGUUGGUUUCCUGAUAUGGCUGAAAAUGCAACAGGUCGCUAUUACACAAUUGCUAUAUAUUAUUGUAUAUGCAAAAGAAAGUUGCAUUUAGUCGAGGUCAUUUGACAAUCAUAUUUGGGUCAUUUUAAUUUAUUUUUAAGACAUUUUCUAUUUUGUGUGUGUUGUGCUGUGUAUUGAUUGUUUUCAUGUAUUGCCAUUGUUUUUAAGAUGUUAGGAAAACAUUGCAAAACAUUUAAGCCUGUUUUGGGAUAAAGCUUCAGUGCAUCAUUUAAGGUACAUAUUGAUUUUUAAUAAAUAGGUGUCAAAAGAGCCUUUUCAAGAACCCAAUUUUAAUGUUUUCCAUGUUUCUGUUUGGAGACACGGGUCAAACAACUGGUGUUACAGCUUUAAAAUAAAUUAUGAAGUGGUUUCUUUUGUGAUGACACUGGUGU
Molecule: messenger RNA, 1898 nt
Organism: Synchiropus splendidus (mandarinfish)
Lineage: Eukaryota; Metazoa; Chordata; Actinopteri; Syngnathiformes; Callionymidae
Product: calcium release-activated calcium channel protein 1-like
Exons: 2
Coding region: 441-980 (179 amino acids)
Biological process (GO): store-operated calcium entry
Cellular component (GO): membrane
Molecular function (GO): store-operated calcium channel activity
Source: RefSeq, a predicted model, not a curated record